This is a messenger RNA of Spodoptera litura, 3306 nucleotides long. It is a transcript of the gene PPO1, whose product is annotated as phenoloxidase subunit 1. Gene Ontology annotation, molecular function: oxidoreductase activity. Lineage: Eukaryota; Metazoa; Arthropoda; Insecta; Lepidoptera; Noctuidae. The record is from RefSeq and is a predicted model, not a curated record.
UUUAUUUCAUUAAUUUUAUUUAGUUCUUUUUUGUAUUUUUUGCUGAAAGUCUUGUGUAUGCAAGAUGUCGGACGCAAAGAAGAACCUGUUGUUAUUCUUCGACCGGCCCUCGGAGCCGUGCUUCAUGCAGAAGGGAGAUGACAAGGCUGUCUUCGAGAUACCUGAUCACUACUACCCGGAGAAGUAUAAGACGCUAUCGAGCACCAUCUCCAACCGUUUCGGUGAUGACGCCGGUCGUACUAUCCCCGUGCGUAACAUCGCGCUGCCCAACCUGGCGCAGCCCAUGGAACUGCCCUACAACGACCAGUUCUCUCUGUUCGUGCCCAAACACAGGGCCAUGGCGGGCAAGCUCAUUGACAUCUUCAUGGGUAUGCGUGAUUUGGAGGAUCUGCAGUCCGUGUGCUCGUACUGCCAGCUGCGCAUCAACCCGUACAUGUUCAACUACUGCCUCUCCGUCGCUAUUCUGCACAGGCCCGACACUAAAGGACUCAACAUCCCCACGUUCGCGGAGACCUUCCCCGACAAGUUCAUGGACCCCAAGGUGUUCCGCAAGGCCAGGGAAGUCAGCAACGUCGUCACAUCAGGAGUCAGGAUGCCAGUAACGAUCCCGGUGAACUACACGGCUAACAACUCGGAGCCUGAACAGCGCGUGGCAUACUUCCGCGAGGACAUUGGCAUCAACCUCCACCACUGGCACUGGCACUUGGUGUACCCCUUCGACUCCGCUGACCGUUCCAUCGUCAACAAGGACAGGCGUGGAGAGCUCUUCUAUUAUAUGCACCAGCAGAUCAUUGCUAGGUACAACAUGGAGCGUAUGUGCAAUGGCCUGUCCCGUGUGGCGCGCUACCAGAACUUCCGCGAGCCCAUCGAGGAAGGAUACUUCCCCAAGCUCGACUCACAGGUCGCCAGCAGAGCUUGGCCGCCUAGGUUUGCCGGCACUACCAUCCGUGACCUGGACCGUCCCGUGGACCAGAUCCGUGCCGACGUGUCGCAGCUCGAGACCUGGAGGGAUCGCUUCGUACAAGCUGUUGAAACUCUCUCCGUCACGCUGGCCAACGGACGUCAAAUGCCAUUAGACGAGGAGCGCGGUAUCGACAUCUUGGGUAACAUGAUGGAGUCGUCCAUCAUCAGCCCCAACCGACCAUACUACGGGGACCUCCACAACAUGGGACAUGUCUUCAUCUCAUACUCACACGACCCUGACCAUCGUCACCUGGAGCAAUUCGGCGUGAUGGGUGACUCAGCCACAGCCAUGCGUGACCCAGUGUUCUACCGCUGGCACUCGUACAUCGACGACCUGUUCCAGCUCUACAAGUACAAACUCAACCCGUACGGAGAUGACAAGCUGGACUUCCCCGGCGUCCGCGUGUCGAGCGUGGCCAUCGAGGGCGCGGCCGGCCGCAACACGCUCGGCACGUUCUGGGAGCUCAGCACCGUGGAGCUCGGCCGCGGACUCGACUUCACGCCGCGCGGCUCCGUGCUCGCACGCUUCACGCAUCUACAGCACCAGGACUUCACCUACGUUAUCGAGGUGAACAACACGUCAGGUCAGUCAGUGAUGGGCACGGUGCGUAUAUUCAUGGCGCCCGUACAGGACGAGAAUGGCGCGCUACUGUCGUUCGAUGAGCAGAGACGAGGCAUGAUCGAACUAGACAAGUUCACUGCUGGAUUACGUCCGGGUAACAACACGAUCCGACACCGCAGCGUGGACUCGUCCGUCACCAUCCCAUACGAGAGGACCUUCCGGGACCAGUCGGUCCGCCCGGGCGACCCGGGCGCGGAGGAGUCGGCCGAGUUCGACUUCUGCGGCUGUGGCUGGCCACACCACAUGCUGGUCGCCAAGGGGACCCAGCAGGGGUACCCCGUCGUACUCUUCGCCAUGGUCUCCAACUGGGCCGAGGACAGGAUCGAACAAGACCUAGUAGGCUCUUGCAACGACGCAGCCUCGUACUGCGGUAUCAGGGACCGUAAGUACCCGGACCGUCGGUCUAUGGGCUUCCCCUUCGACCGUCCAUCCGCCGCACAGAGUCUCUCCGACUUCCUGCGUCCCAACAUGGCUGUGCAGAACUGUUCUAUCCGGUUCACCGACACUACCAUCCCAAGGCAGCAAAGACGGUAGGUUCUACGAGUAUAAGGAAAAGGAAUAAGGGGUGAAAGGACAAGUUGAUAGGAGAUGAUUAGUCUCCGUAACAGAAAGAUUUAAAUUGAUUGUGAAUUUUAAACAUCUUUGAGGGUUUAUGCCCCUUCUCCUAUUCAUUUAUAAUUUACAUCCAGUAACAUCAUUACAAUACAUUAUCUUACACACAGGGUGUAGAGAAAGUGUUAGGUACUUAUCUGUAAGGUUCUAGGUUAGCAAUAUAGAUGGCGCUAUUAUACAAAACCGAAUAAAAAAGCUUAUUUUAGAAAAGGAACUAUAAAACCAGGCUAUUCUUAGAAAUAUUGAUAAUUCAGUUCAUAAGAUAAGUCUAGACAAUAAAUAUAAUUAAGCUAUUGUAUUAGUGGUGCCAUCUAUAUGUGGUUAACUGAACUGUUGGGUGUGUAGGUCUGCCUCGGUUUCUUCCGAUUCGUCUGAUACGUCCAACUCAUCCAAAUCGUCGGCUUCGUCUGGUCAAGCCGAUCACCACAAGCCGUGUGGCUGUCCUGACGAAACUAUUACUCCUGCUGAACUAGCAGCUAUCAUAAAGAAGCCAUAUUACGCUGACAAGUGCAAACCUGUUAGACAUUACGAUUAUAUUUUUACACCCAAUCCUAUUGAUAAAAAAAUGAGCACUCCGAAGAAACCGUAAGGACCCAUUCUUCCAAUACAAUUAUUAAUGUCAUCAUUUGUUUUUCGAAAUGCUACAGUUAUAUUCUAAACUAGUUUUGAGGCAGAUUUACAGAUCCAAAGAUAUUUUCUCACUUUUAUAUUAUUCAUCAAUCGUAAUAUUUUUUAAUUUGGAAAUUUUAUCUUUGUAUCAUUUUAGGAGGUCUGUAACCAAUUUCGUUCCUUUCUUAGUAGGAACCUUCUUUGUAUCAUGCAAACACUAUUUAAUACCAACAAAGGGAAAAUCUAUGAUAAUUCAUUUUGUGGAAUUUUAAUACAGAAUUGUAAUAUUGUAUGUAUGUUAACUUAACCGCUUUAUCUUGUUCCUGUAUUGUUGUUACUGGUCGACUUGGCAAUCAUAAAGGAUUCCGAUUCUAGUUUUAAUUAUAUAUUUAAGUGUAGUUAUAAGUAAACGGGUCUGUAAAUAUACUAAGUAGUUGUUAGUUUUAUUGUACAUAUUGUGUAAAUACUUGAAUUCUUAAGACUGAAUAAAUUAGCCUUUU